CGUCACCUGUCUGAGCUCCCUUCUGCGAAUCCAAGCCAAAACAGUCAACACAGUCAUUGAGACGGGUGACAUCAAGAGCCUGUGCGAGGGGCUGCAUGCCUGCAGCAUCGCCUCUCAGCUCCAGACCACGUCCAAAAUGGCAAGAAUUGUGUGCAGAAACUUCCCCCUAGAACGCACCGUUGACUUCAUGGCGGCCAUCAAGGAGACCAUCCGGAAAGCCAACGGAGUGCGUGUGCGUGCGUGUGGGAAGUGGAUGACCACCUUCCUGCAGAUGCACGGGAAGGACAUCUGUUGGAACGUGCCUCCGAUCCUCUACAUCCUGCGCAGCAUCACAUCGUUUGCGCAGCAGAGCACGUUCCUGCCCUUCCUGUGCCAGGCGGUGGUCAUCCUCACCCGCUGUCACACUGAGGCCGUGAUGAGCAACUUCUCCCGGCCGCUUGGGCCAACGGACAGUGAGACGUGGAAAAGAAUAAGAGAGUUUUGCCUUCAACGCUGGAGGCGGUAGAAGAACGAAGAGAAAGACAAAGAGGAAGAGGAAGGGAAGAGAAGGAGGAGGAGAAGCAAAGCGACGAGAAGCAAAGCGGAGAAGCGAAGAGAGAAGCGAAGCAAAGCGAAGAGAUACCAUUAAUCACAUAGAGAAUUGGAAUUGUAUUUGAAUUGUAAUUGAAUUGUAAUUGUAACACUAUUGUUAUUAAUAUCUUUAAUAAUAAAUAAAUAAAUAAAACCACUAUUUAUAUUAAUAUUAUUAAUACAAAAAAUCUCUCCGACAAUAGGAUUGUAAA
Lagopus leucura (white-tailed ptarmigan) is the source of this 782-nucleotide messenger RNA. RefSeq names its product maestro heat-like repeat-containing protein family member 2B. The coding region runs from base 137 to 505 and encodes 122 amino acids. The transcript is spliced from 5 exons. Lineage: Eukaryota; Metazoa; Chordata; Aves; Galliformes; Phasianidae. The record is from RefSeq and is a predicted model, not a curated record.